This is a messenger RNA of Phanerochaete carnosa HHB-10118-sp, 567 nucleotides long. RefSeq lists its product as uncharacterized. Lineage: Eukaryota; Fungi; Basidiomycota; Agaricomycetes; Polyporales; Phanerochaetaceae. The transcript has 2 exons. The coding region runs from base 241 to 567 and encodes 108 amino acids. The record is from RefSeq and is a predicted model, not a curated record.
ACGCCCUCGGUCGAAGCGCUAUGAGGUAGAGAAGUCCGAUGGCAGCGGGGCGAUGCAAGCUCGAAGUUUCGCGGAUGUAAAACUAGUCACGCGAUGCGCGAAUGUCAUUGAACACGACGUUUUUAGACACGAUACUCAAUAAUGGGGUGUCAGCCAAGGCACAUGGGUAGAUGAGGCUCUGUAUUUGGGGCCGUUAACCAGUUCUUGUAGGCUUUCAGCUCCCAGAAGAGACGCACUACAAUGCUGGAGAUCAUCUCCUUGUACAACGCUGCUACACCGCCCCAUCCUGUCCACGAACUCGUCCAGAUAUAUUCUGUGCGCCCUCGCUCAUUUCGGUUUUCUGUUCGACCGGAAGCCUGGCUUCCGAUCGAGCGACCUACCAACGGCUUCUUGCUGCCGAGCGAUGCGCAACACUUGCUCGACCCACAACGAUGCGCAACCUGCGUGUUCUCAGCGAGGGAGCCGCAUCGGAUGCGGAUGGGCGCGCACCUCGCCAUCGACGUCCCCAUCGCUGCUUUCCCACAGCUUCUGCCGAGCAUGUGCGUCGGGCAGCGCUCGAUCUCCUAG